This is a messenger RNA of Prorocentrum cordatum, 3114 nucleotides long. The record is from the annotation of a GenBank genome assembly. NCBI's taxonomy places the organism in Eukaryota, Dinophyceae, Prorocentrales, Prorocentraceae.
AUGUCCCACCCGAACCGCCUCAGAGCGACCGAGGAGGGGAAUACGCCGUGGCCCAUAGUUACAAUGCGGCGAUCUGGCAAGCAGACGGCCAAGAUGGUCGAAAGCAAUUUGGCCUCGCUCACGAAGCUGGAGCUGAUCAAGAACGCGUCGUUUUGCAUGAAGUCUGCGGAGAACACCGUGGCCCUUAGUGCAGCCCUCGCAAAGAACACGGUCCUCAAGACCGUGGUGCUGCGGGAGUGCGAGAUCAACGAUGCCGGCGUGGAGGCGAUAGCCGCCGCCCUCGAGCAGAACGAAUCCGUAGAGGAGCUCGACCUGCAGCAGAACAACAUCACCACCAACGGGGUCAUUGCCCUGUCCAAGGGCCUCGCGAAGAACCGAGGAGUGCGCACGCUCAACCUGCUGGGCCAGACGCAGAAGGUGAUUGGGGACGACGCCGUAGAGGCGCUCAUCGCCAUGUUUGAGCAGAACACGACGCUGGUGAAGAUCAUAUGGAAGGUGAACUCCAGGCGGUCCUGGGAGGUCUCCAAGCUCAUCACGCGCAACGUCUCCAUCCAGAAGGCCAAGGCGUCAGGCACGGACGCGGCCCACCUGCUGCCGAAGGCGAAGCCCGCGGAGGCCGCGGAGCCUCAAGGGCAAUAUGUCCAGAUCUCCAGCCUCAAGGGCAAGAUCUCCAGCCUCAAAGGCAAGAUCUCCAGCCUCUUCGACCUCCACCUGUCGACCUCCAGCCUCAAGGGCAAGAUCUCCAGCCUCAAGGGCAAUUGGGGCACCACCGACGAGAAGGAAAAGGGCGAGGCAUUGUCGCGCGAGAACGCCAGCGCCAGCGCCAGCGCCAACGCGCCCCAGCGCCGCGAGUGCGAGGACGCCGCGUGGAUCUUCGCGAUCGGCGGGCUCGACGGCCCGAGUAGUAUGAGCGUUGGCCAGACGGUCGACGACGUGAUGGUGGACACUAGCGCCGACGAGCACUUCGGCGAUAAGCAGCUGAACUUGAAGACGAAGGACGACGACGAGACCAGCGUGAGGUUCCACGCCGCGAAGGCGACUCGACCGAUCCUGAGCGCCAACAGCAUCCACGUGGCAGGAGCAGCGGCGCAGGCCCCGCCAGCCGGCUCGACGGGCUCGCCAUCGACCGCGCGGGGUCCGAGGGGCGGGCGAUCGCGGCUUGGGCCGACGAGGGCGUUUGGCCUGAUCUGCCCGCGCGCGACGGGUAUGAGCAACGUCGGCGCCAGGAUCGGCGCGGACGGCCCGAACGUCAACGGCGCGGCGACAGCCGUCCCAGAGCAGUACAUCGCGACACAGGUGGACCAGCCGGCGGAGCUGAGACGGCGGCGAGGCCUGAGGGGCAGGGACAUCGAGGGCAUCCCCGUGGCCCCAAUCAAUCGAGACCACAUUUUCCGCAAGACGCGUCGCGACGAGAGGGCGCGCCCCGUCGCGAACGCGAUCGACAGCUUGCGCAGUUGCACGGUCUCGAUUUGGCGCGAUGCGAAUCGCGGAGUAGACUCGUUCGCGCUGACGCGCGCGCGCUCGUGCGGCACGUGGGGAAGCGAGCGCCGCGACAAGCAGCUUCUCCUGGCCAUCAAGAGCAAGCUUCCCUGCGACGCGAAGGCGCCGAACGCAUCGCUGUCAGUGAUGGACAGGCCAGCCGCCGACUUCAACGCGCCGCGGCGCGCCAUGAUCCCGCGACCUGCGGGCGCCGCGCCCGAGGAUGAGCAGCCGGGCCCGCCCGCGGCGGAGGCGAGGUUCGACGUGCCGCGGGAGGUGGGCCCGGAAAGUGCAGAGGCAGCUACCAGCGGCGACGAGGCCGCGGGCGACGUUGGGGGCGCGCCUGGGCCCGCCGCGAGGCCAGGCGAGGCGAACAAAAAGAGGAAGAUCGGCGUGGUGGGCGUCGGCAGCGUGUCCGUCGCCAACGUGAUGGGGUGCUCCGUCGACGCCGAGCUCUGCGCGCCGCGCGAGAUCGACCCCAACUUCGAGCUGCUCGGCGAGGCGCAAUGCGACGACGACGACGACGGCGACGACGGCGAGCGCCUCGACCCAGACGCCGCCCGCGAGGGGAUCAAGAGGGAGGCGAAGUUCGCGGGGCCCCUCGGCGCCGGCGAGGUCGCGGGGCGCCCCCGCGACGGGAAAGCGCGGGGCACGAGGCGUAGCGGGUUCGUCUCGAAGCAACUCUGGGACGCCCGGGCGGGGGACUUCCUCGCCUGCGCCCCGCGCGCGGAGGCCGCGCGACUGCUGGCGGCGGCGCCGCUGCUUAUGCGCGUCGUGGCGACGACGGACUCCGGCGCGGCGUUCGCGCGCGCCCAUGAAGGGCGGCGCCGAGAUCUAGGUGGAAAUGCCGCCCAUGCGCGGCGUGGGACGUGGGCGCGCGCGGAGGUUGAAGAGGUCUCUCUGAGCUCAGUAAGGCAGCGCCCCGCAACCAUGACAUUCCUGAGAGCAUACGAUUGUCUCAUCGAGAUGGACAUCAGGGUCGCGGUCCACGCGGACGAUCCUCAUGCCUCAGGUCCCACACAGGGCGUGCUCGACGAAUUCUUCGAUAAGUUGGUCAAAUACCUCGCGAUCAUGGGCCGGUCGGACCUCGCCCAGCCCGGGGCCGAGGAGCCGCUCAACAGCGAGGAGCUUUUGCUGCGCGGGUCUGGGGCGCGAUGCGCCCGCGGCAAGAUCUCGGCCGUCGGCUGCGCGAGUUGCCGACGCGGGGAUUUCGAAGCCCCUUAUAUUCGCUACCUCGAAGGGGCGGUCGACCCGGCCAUGGCCCACCGCCCCGCGCAGCACUGGAGGCGCCUCCGGGGCGGCGCCGACUCGGACUGGGCAGGGUGCCGCGGGGCCCGCAAGUCGACGGCAUGCGGCAUCGCGCGGCGGUGCGGGGCGGCCAUCAGCGCCCGCGCCCGCGAGGUGUCCGCGCUCGCCCAGUCGAGCCCCGAUGCCGCGUGCCUGACAGUCGUGGAACUGGCGGCGAAGAUGCUGCAGGUGAAGGAGCUCAUGAAAUGGCUCUGGCUGCAGCAGCUGAUCGGGGCGGGCCAGAUCAUGAUCGCGAAGGCGCAGGGGCGGAUCAUAUGCCCGACGUGCCGCGCCAUGCCCGGUCUGGUUUCCCUCGACACCCUCGGCGCCGGCAUCGCGGCUGCUUGA